CAUUACUCAGUCAGAAUAAAAGAGUCAAGCCGUUUACAGGGAGUAAUCACCCAGCCCGCGGGGCAUCAUCCCAGCAGCUUCAGGGUGUGGGCGGCGGGGAAUGUGUCGUCGGUGAUGGCUGCAGGAUGGGCCUCGUCACCUCCGCUGUACACCACGGUGCCGGCUCUCUUGGCGUGCUCGCUGAUGAGCUUCCCGGCGGCGGGGCUGCCGCUGCUGCUGCGCGAGAGGAGCUCCGCGUCAAUCCGUCCACACGUGCCGUCGUCGUUGAGCUUGAACACGCCCUCCUCCACUGCUUCGGGAUGCGCAAUGGCGUCACUGAUCGAAGGCAAAGCACAGGAAUGAACGGCACCGUCUCUCUUGAGCCCCUCUCUCUCUCUCUGUGUGCGUGUGUGCGUCUGUGUGUCCUUGCAUGAGCCGUGCAACGUUCUGCGAGCACUCCACAGUCUCGUCAGUGCUCGGCAUCCACCCCAUGCCGAUCUCGAGCUCGCGGAUGGACCGGCUGACGCCCCUCGCCACCAGCACCUCACGCAGCCUGUCGAUGUCGGCGGGUCUGCCCCAAUACAUCCGGACGCCGCGCAGUGUGCGAAGGGACUUCAGCGUUUUCCCGUCGGCGGGCAGCACACUCAGCACGCCGGCCGUCUCGUCAGCGAGGUUGAGCACCCCAAUGGAAUCACAGUCACCCAGCCAUGCCCUCGCACCCUGGACCUCUGACGCACCAAAAUUGUGGGGGAUGAGCGUCUUGACGGCGGGUGUCCGCCACUGGCGGCCCACGCGAGCAGCCAGGCACUCUCUGCGUAUUUUGUCGACCGUCUUGAGUGCGGGCAGGUGGACGGGGGCGGCGGGGGCGGGCGGCAGAGCAGAUGAGGGGGGAGGGUCGGAGAUGCGGAUGGUCCGGUCGAGCACAACCCGCUCGAAUGACAGCACCUCCAAUGUGCCCUCGUCAGCCGACCGACCGCCGUCAUCAUCUCGCCCAGCCGCGGCAGCAGCCGCCCCCUCCCCGCCCUCCCUCUCCCGUCGCUUCUUGUCUGCGAUGGCCCCCCUGCCGAUGGCGUGACCCUCUACUAAGGCCACCCAGGUCCCGCGACACCAUCCGUCUCGCAUCGCCGGCCAGCGGUGUUUGAUCUCUCGCACGUUGGUCGCCCUCUUGCCCCAUCUGAGUGCCACGGCCAGCGGCAUGGCCGCCCACAUGCGCCGCGCCGUGCCGUCCUCACAGUCGAUGACCAGGUUGGUGUAGUUGGCUGCCGACUGAUGGAAGAGGGGCGUGCCGAGGGGCCGGCGGUAGCGCGUCAGCUCCAAGGGCUGCAGGUGGCCGAACACGUUGGCCAACUCAUCACGGGACAGCCGACGACGGGCCUGAUGUGUCAAUCAACAGGACAUCAAAGUAAGGUCAAGAUGGUUUCGAUGUAUCAGAUCUGUCAGGUGUCGGUCUGACCUGUCCUUGGUUGUUCACAGGUGGAGGGUUGCCACUUCGAUGGAUCAAACGAUAGGACGGACCACUGGCCACAGAUGCCUGCCGAAAAGAGAGCAAGAACAACACAGACAUAGAGAGUGUCGUGCUGCGGCCAUCUGCUGUGCGCACCUCGGCAUCAUCCUGAGUGGCGGGAUUGGGUGCGGCCGCCAGGAUCGGCUUGAGUGCAUCCACCACCCGCGACACGUCCUCAUGUGUGCGGGUGAGCUGCGACUGUGCUGUGGCGAUGUGGGAGCUGACGAGGGCACGCUGCACAUGAAGCUCAAAUGAGCCGGCCGACGGUGCCUGCGAAUAAAUCGACAGCAGCAAUGUGCGAGAGCGAUGCAGCAGUGUGUGUGACGUACCUGUCCAGAGAGGCCGGGAGGCUGCGCUUGCUCAAAGUGAGACCGCACCGCGCCAAGCUGCACGACAAAGACACAUUCACAGAGUCGAUGACUCUUUUCGUGCAGGCAGGCAGGGCAGGCACACCGCUGUGUUGAGCUCUUGAAGGUGCCGCAGGCCCUCCUCGACUGCCCGCGUACCCUCCCUGACCUGCACAGUCACACACGAGAAUGGACGACAAUCAUGAGAUCUGAUGAAACGAAUCUGUCCGUAGCCGUUGCUUGCCCACCUGAUGCACAUCCAUGAUGCUGACAGGCUUUUUGAACGAGGAAACGACGAUUUUUUUCGUC
Vitrella brassicaformis is the source of this 2139-nucleotide messenger RNA. The record is from the annotation of a GenBank genome assembly. NCBI's taxonomy places the organism in Eukaryota, Vitrellaceae.